Messenger RNA from Rhododendron vialii, 1252 nucleotides. RefSeq lists its product as uncharacterized. NCBI's taxonomy places the organism in Eukaryota, Viridiplantae, Streptophyta, Magnoliopsida, Ericales, Ericaceae. The record is from RefSeq and is a predicted model, not a curated record. The transcript has 2 exons. The coding region runs from base 256 to 1137 and encodes 293 amino acids.
AAUCUACAUUAUAAAAAAAGGCAGUAGAGAGUUUUUGUUUUGACGAGCAUUGCUCUCUGGUUGCUGACGAUCCGAAGCUUCACUAUGCGUCCCGGAAUUCACCGGGAUCAGAUCGAAAGAAUCACGGCCGAGUUUCGAGAGAAUGGAAAAGUCAUUAGAGGAAGAGGUAACUGAAAUGGGAGGAGAAGAAGAUCAUAUUACCGCUGCGAUCCCAUUCGUGAUAAGCUACCCGAUGAAGUCCUCGGUCUCAUCCUCAUGAAAUUAUCUGACCCAAAAUCUGUACUCUGUUGCUCUCUCGUUUCCAAAAGCUUCGCUUCCAUUCUCUUCCAAUCCCAAUCCCUUUCCCUCCGGCUCCUCUCCUUCGGCCCCUCCUCCCUCUUAAUUCCAUCCCAACUCCCCCCAACUCAAUAUCCCUCUGACUGCUUCUUCUUCAACCACGCUCUCUUGCUCGGCCUGACAAAACUUGUCUCCCUUUUCAUCAGCGUUCGGUCUCUCCACAUUGAGCUUUUGUGUGAGUGCCCCCAACUCCCACUCACACCCAACCAUCGAUCCUCGUGGGAUUUCAAGUUUGGUCAUGAUAAUCUGAAGACGUUCGCUAUCCUGUCAAAGUCAUCGAUUGAAAAAAUCGGUAAGGAAGGGAGCGAGUCAGAACAACCACGAAACAACAGCUACUUGGAUGGUUUGGAUGAAAAGUACGCAAGGCAGGAGACAACUUGCUCGAUGCAUUACGCAAAUUCGAUAUAUCCGUUGUUACUGCUCCUCGUUUCGCAGCAGCCAGACAUCAAGAGCGUCGAGAUCGUCGACUCCAAGAACCACGGGAAGUUAAGUCCCCAAGGAGAACAACUUGCUAAGCUGAAGAAACACAUGCCGAAUUCGAUGCCACGGGGGAACUCGAAGUUGGUGCCCUGGUAUUAUUUCACCGUGUGGUACGUGCCGGAGCUGGUGCUGCCUCGGUCGGGGUUUGUGAUGAAGAGGGUGACAUUAGGCGUUGGUUCAGAAAACCCGUUUCCUAGUAGCAGUAUUGUUGAUCGGAUUAGGGGAUCAGCUAAUGGUUUUGGAGAUGACAUUAUUUUUGGGGAAGCUUUGACUCAGAUUUUGACAAACUACUAUAAUGUUGAUCAGAUGCAAAUUAACUGAAGGAGCCGCUUUUACAACGGUUGUGUACUUGUAAACUUUAAGUUCGGAACUUAUUUCGGGAAUUUUUUUUUAAAUUUUUCGUAACUUUUUGUUUAGCAUAUCGUCGUAAUUUUUG